Molecule: messenger RNA, 1807 nt
Organism: Numida meleagris (helmeted guineafowl)
Lineage: Eukaryota; Metazoa; Chordata; Aves; Galliformes; Numididae
Gene: TBXA2R
Product: thromboxane A2 receptor
Exons: 4
Coding region: 470-1681 (403 amino acids)
Biological process (GO): positive regulation of cytosolic calcium ion concentration; positive regulation of vasoconstriction; adenylate cyclase-activating G protein-coupled receptor signaling pathway
Cellular component (GO): plasma membrane
Molecular function (GO): thromboxane A2 receptor activity
Source: RefSeq, a predicted model, not a curated record
CCGACGGGGGGGGGAAGGGGGGUGGUCGUGGGGGUGGUCGCGUCCCCGUGCGCCGCGCACAGCGGUGGCUUCGGGGCGGCGCGGUGACCCCGCCUGCAGCGCCCGGCUCCGCUGCUGCGCCCCAGCGCGGUGCCCGCGGAGGGGGGUGCGGGGCCGUGGGGGGCCGUGGGGUGGUGCGGCCGAGGGGUGAGGGCCAACCCCCCUCCAGACGCAGGAAUCCGGCUCGGGUAAACAAGUGAGUAACCCGGAUAAGAGCGGCCCCGCUAAAUAUAGCCGGGUACGGCGGGCACGGCGCGCCCCACUGCCGCUCCACUGCGCUGCGGGAGCGGGCACAGGAGCCGCUUUCCCCACACCGCAGACUGAGGACCCUCUGCCCCGUGCAUGAAUUCCUGCCCAGCUCGGUGGGAUCAGUACCAGCACCGGGAACGCGCCAUGGAGCCCAGUUUGGAGGGCGCUUGAGGCCACCAGGAUGGGGUGGGGGGACACGGAGCCCCCCAACGUGAGCCUGGCCAGCCAACCCCAAACCUGUUUCGGGGUGGUGAACCUCAGCCUCAGCCUCAACGCGACGCAGGAUGGAGCCAUCACCUCGCCGUGGUUCUCCACCGCCUUCGGCCUCAUCGGGCUCUGCUCCAACCUCUUCGCCCUCUACGUGCUGCUCAGCUCCUCCCGCCAGCUCAGCAGCCGCUCGCGCUCCUCCUUCCUCGUCUUCCUCUGCGGGCUGGUGGUGACGGACUUCAUGGGGCUGCUGGUGACCGCCGCCGUCAUCAUCCCGUACCACUUCACCAAGUUCAACUGGGCCCAGGUGGACCCCGGCUGCCACCUCUGCAACUUCCUCGGCUUCUCCAUGGUGUUCUUCGGGCAGUGCCCGCUGCUCCUGGGGGCCACCAUGGCCGGCGAGAGGUUCGUGGGCAUCAACCGCCCCUUCUCGCGCUCCACCUCCGUCUCCAAGCGCCGCGCGUGGGCCAUCGUGGGGAUGGUGUGGGGCUUCUCCUGCGCGCUGGGGCUGCUGCCGGUGCUGGGCUUGGGGCGGUACACGCUGCAGUACCCCGGCUCCUGGUGCUUCCUCACCCUCCUGCCCGACGCCGGCAACGUCGUCUUCUGCCUGCUCUUCGCCCUGCUGGGCGUCUGCUCCGUGCUGCUCUCCUUCGUCUUCAACACGGUCAGCGUGGUCACCUUGUGCCGCGUCUACCACGACCGCGAGUCGGUGCAGCGGCGACGCGACAGCGAGGUGGAGAUGAUGGUGCAGCUGCUGGGCAUCAUGGUCAUCGCCACCAUCUGCUGGAUGCCGCUGCUGAUCUUCAUCAUCCAGACCACCCUCCAGCAGCUGCGGGCGGGCGAUCCCCUCCAGGUGCUGCCGGGGCAGACGCAGCAGCUGCUGCUCAUCUACAUCCGCAUGGUCACCUGGAACCAGAUCCUGGACCCCUGGGUGUACAUCCUGUUCCGCCGCGCCGUGCUGCAGCGCCUGCACCCGGGGCUGCGCUCGCGGCCUUCCCUGCUCUCCCUCUACCCCGUCCUCAACCCCUCCCUGCGCCGCAAGCUCACCCAGGAGGGGCGGCUGCAAAAGUGGGGCCCCCCCCCCCCCACCACAUGGGAUGGGGAUACGUGCAACCCAUUGGUGACGGAGGUUUGGUUUGGUUUUUUUUAUUAUUAUUGUUUUUCACCUUGCAGCUGCAGGAGCUGAGCGCAGUGGGAGGGGAUGGGGGUACCCGAUGGGGCGGGCAUGGAGUUGUUUCCCCCCUCCCCCCCCAUCCUGCUCUGCGAGCCCCCAAUAAAGCACAGCUUGUGCAGCACUGUGUGCCCCAUGGGA